This is a messenger RNA of Nerophis ophidion (straightnose pipefish), 1176 nucleotides long. RefSeq names its product retinol dehydrogenase 7-like. The transcript has 5 exons. Gene Ontology annotation, molecular function: oxidoreductase activity. The record is from RefSeq and is a predicted model, not a curated record. The coding region runs from base 121 to 1080 and encodes 319 amino acids. NCBI's taxonomy places the organism in Eukaryota, Metazoa, Chordata, Actinopteri, Syngnathiformes, Syngnathidae.
CCUUCUGCAGACAAAAAAGGGGUGUUGUCCAAGUCCUGAGAGGUGGGACAUUGUCAGGACCGAGGACAACUGUGGGAUCAAACGCUUGAAAGUCCUCUGGUCUUCCUCCGGUCCGCAGACAUGUUUCUGUACCUGCUGGGACUGCUGCUCUUCUACUACGUGUACCGCUGGCUCAGGGAGCUGCCCAGGGUCUCGGACAAGGGCGGCAAGUAUGUGUACAUCACGGGCUGCGACACGGGCUUUGGAAACCUCCUGGCCCGCCACCUGGACAAGCUGGGCUUCCGGGUGAUCGCCGCCUGCUACACGGAGAAGGGCGAGGAGGAGCUGAGGAAGUCGUGUUCAGGCAACCUGACCACGAUGCACCUGGACGUCCGGUCCGCCGAGAGCGUCGCCAAAGUCGCGGCCGCCAUUAAGGACAAAGUCGGACAGCGUGGCUUGUGGGCCGUGGUAAACAACGCGGGGGUGUCCGUGCCCUCCGCCCCCGUGGACUGGCUGACCAUCGAGGACUACAGAUACAUGCUGGACGUCAACCUCAACGGCGUGAUCGCCGUGACCCUCAGCGUCCUGCCGCUCAUCAAGAAGGCCAGGGGCAGGGUGGUGAACGUGGCCAGCGUGUUCGGCAGGAUCAGCGCCACCGGCGGCCCGUACACCAUCUCCAAGUACGGCGUGGAGGCCUUCAACGACAGCCUGAGGUUGAACAUGGCCGCCUUCGGUGUCAAGGUCCUGUGCAUUGAACCGGGCUUCUUCAAAACCAACGUGACCGAUACCGCCAUCUUGAGCAACAAUGUCAGGUCACUGUGGGACAAGAUGCCCCAGGAGGUCAGGGAUGACUACGGACCCGAUUACCUGAAGAAAUCGUUGGCACUCAUAGCAGACAAGGUUGCCAAGAUAUCAGACGGAGACCUGAUGAAGGUGGUCAACUGCAUGGAGCACGCCGUGUCCGCCGUCCGACCCAGGACUCGCUACUCGCCGGGCUGGGACGCCAAGUUCUUUUGGCUGCCUUUGUCCUACAUGCCGACCUGCGUGUCGGACUACAUCCUGACUCAGCAAGCCGUUCCUGUCGCCAGGUCAGUGCAGUAAGUCUGCAGCCUCUUAACCACAACUUGGUCUUCUUCACUCUUCACUUAUUGUGCGGCCAUGGCCAUCUAAUAAAUAAAUAAAAAUCAGUCUCUUGGA